CCAGCGAGCUCGACACACACCGGACAGACGAAUUCGGAUGAACCACAGCCUUAACUGCAUAUCCCUCAUGUCAUAACGUCAAAAGAUGUUGACGUUUGAGACGCUUCUGGUGAAAGAGCUGCAGAAACAGCAGAGCAGGGCUGAGUUCUGUGACAUUGUGCUGCAGUCUCGAGGUGUAUCUGUGCCGGUUCACAGCUGUGUUUUGUCAGCCUUCAGCCCUUUUCUCUGUGGUGCUCUAUCAGCAAUGCCAUCACCCCGAAAUGGACAGAAGCGUCUAAUUGAAGUCCAAUCCAUGGAGUCCUGCACAUUACUCCGUCUGGUCAGUCUGUUAUACACCGGUCAGCUCCACGAAGACAAAGAGGACGUCCUAUCAGCAGCCUGCAAACUAGGCAUCAGCAUACCUCACAGAUCACCAAAGAGGACGUCGUCUGAGCAAAACACGCAGACCGAGUGCAUGAAUCCCUCCGUGGAGAAAGAGUGCCAGACUGAAACGCUCUCUUCUGAACACCCCAUUGAAACUGUGGGAGCGUCUUUAUGGAGGAGCGAUCAGGGGCUCUGCACGUACACCGACGGCUCUGACAUCACGCUGGAUGUAGCACUUCAUAACAUCCCGGGUAAUCCAGAGAGCAUGCCUUGCCUUCCAGUCAUGGAUGUGGUGCCUGAAAGCGCAAUGUAUCCCACAGUUGCAGCGCCGGCUCCAAAACGAAGAGGUCGUCCUCGCAAGUAUCCCUUGCCCCAAUCAAAUGCUUCCCGAAAUUCACUGCCCGAUCAGAAAACUGUGAAUCUUCCAGCUCCAUCCCUCCUGCACACCGCGGCUCUACCUGCAGCCAACCCGACCGGCCUCUCUCAGCCAAUAGAUUGGCUCAUAGAUGACGUCAUUGCACAGCUGCCAUUAAUGCCCAACAACCAGCACACAAUAGACACUGCAACUCCAGAUCCUAAUCUAAAAACUCAGCCCUCAGUAAAGCUCACCGAUCCAGCCAUAGUCCAACCGCAGUCUGAAGGUGAGCUGACCGACAUACUGGAUAGCUUUCUGAGAACGUUUGAGCAGCACAUUGGUGCAUGUGAUGCUGAUGGUCAGGAUGCAGUGAUGACCACUGAUGGCAACCUGACUUGUGGACAGUCUACGUCAAAUGCACAUGGCGCUUCAAUUAACACGACAACACACAAGUCAAUAUCCAAGAAUAGACUUCGACCUGCUCGUAGACCACAGAAACCAUCAACCUAUUGGCAGCUGACUGGCGUGAAAAUGGAGAAAUCACCAGGAGAUCGAGGAGAAGAGAUGCCUGCUGUAAUGACCAGAAGCCAGAGCAGGAAGAGAAAACAGGAGGUCAUUGAGGAGCUGUUGAGGAGAGACUCGGUGAAGAGGAAAAAACGGAAAGAGGAGCGUUCAGAAAAGACAACGGAGGCGGAAAGACCAACUCAAAUGGCAAACGGAGAGCCAAAGCACUUCCUGAGCAAAUUUGAGCCAAGCAAAUUGAGGAAAGUCAUGAACACGGCCAGCGCUAACAAUAUGAAGAUCUCAAAGACUUUACAAAAGACUUGUGUCAAAAAGAAACGCACUAAAAGAGACAAGACCAAAGCUCUUGCGGAAGGAAGCGCGUUAAAGAUGGCAUCCAGUACCACGAGUUCACAUCCAGUCGCACCAAAUCAAUCCAGACCGGCUCUUUCUGCUUUUGACUUGGUGAAACAGAUUUUGGAAAGUCAGCAGAGGCGAGAGAGAGAGCACAAGGAGCACAGGACGUGGAGGGUGAAAAAGCAGAAAGAGAGGAGAAGGAGGACAGAGUGA
Molecule: messenger RNA, 1789 nt
Organism: Danio aesculapii
Lineage: Eukaryota; Metazoa; Chordata; Actinopteri; Cypriniformes; Danionidae
Exons: 5
Coding region: 86-1789 (567 amino acids)
Biological process (GO): positive regulation of transcription elongation by RNA polymerase II
Molecular function (GO): protein binding
Source: RefSeq, a predicted model, not a curated record